AUGUACUAUCCGCCGGAGAAGGACGUUUUCUUCCCGGCCUAUCCGCAUCAUCAGGACCAGGAUCCGUUUGGCUUCUACGGGUAUCCAGGGACCGAGCAGUACUCUUUUGAAAAUCAUCAGUUCGAAGGAACUGUGGGACCGAUGAGAGGAGGAGCUUACGACGUCGCGCAAAGAGAACGCAGUGAGUCUUAUUCAAACUCGUGUAUCUCCGCUGCCCGUAGAGUAAUCAAAAAGUGGUCAACGGAUAAGAUGUACAUAAUUUCUUUAUGAGCAAUUUGUUAGUUGACAAAUUUUUCAUAUCUCCACCGGUAACUGAGAUAUAUUCAACCAUUUUCAGUCCAUUCUCAUUCUACGGCUCCGUAUUCAGUUCCACACACAGACUAUGCAUAUCAAAGUGAGUUUUUUGACGAAUUCCUAAAGCAACGAAAUAAUUAUUGUUUCAGACAAACCGAACACUCCCAAUCAGGACGAAGACAGUCCGUUCGACCUGAAAUCUCUUUGCCAUCAAGUUAAAUCGACGAUGUUAUUUGACAGGGUCACUCAGAAGAGGCUCGGCAGACAACUGCUCGGAAUGGGCCAAGGGACCGUAUCCGAGAUGCUCAAGAAUCGGAAGACGUGGCAGGAAUUGACGCGAAAAGGACGGGAAGCCUACAAAACGAUGCGCGAGUGGGUCAACGCUUCCCAGGAGGAUCGGCGCCGGAUGCUUGAACGGGUGGGGCCGGAGCCGGAGCCAAAGCCGAGGGGCGAGAAGAAGAAACAAGCGCGGACCGUGUUCACUGACGAGCAGAAGACGGUGCUCAAGGAGGCUUUCCAGAGGUUCCAGAAGCCGAGUGCGGAGCAAGUGAGCCGGCUGGCCGAGCAACUGGGACUCGAAGAAGCCGUCGUGUACUUGCACUUCCAGAACGCUCGAAGACUCGCAGUCGCUCACAGUUAUUGGCGAAAUUAA
Caenorhabditis sp. 36 PRJEB53466 is the source of this 946-nucleotide messenger RNA. NCBI's taxonomy places the organism in Eukaryota, Metazoa, Nematoda, Chromadorea, Rhabditida, Rhabditidae. The record is from the annotation of a GenBank genome assembly.